Sphenostylis stenocarpa is the source of this 1872-nucleotide messenger RNA. NCBI's taxonomy places the organism in Eukaryota, Viridiplantae, Streptophyta, Magnoliopsida, Fabales, Fabaceae. The record is from the annotation of a GenBank genome assembly.
AUGGGAACGCCAAGAGGAAUAACUCUUCUCUGUUUCACAUUUUUCUUGUUUUGGAGCUCCGCAGAUGCUUUGCUUUCUCCCAAGGGAGUGAACUUUGAAGUGCAAGCCUUAAUGAGCAUAAAAGAUUCUCUAGGGGAUCCACAUGGUGUUCUAGAUAAUUGGGAUGGGGAUGCAGUUGAUCCAUGUAGCUGGACUAUGGUCACAUGUUCUUCAGAAAACUUGGUCGUUGGACUGGGCACUCCAAGUCAAAGUCUAUCUGGUACUCUAUCUCCAAGCAUAGGCAACUUAACAAACCUUCAGAUUGUGCUGCUACAGAAUAACAACAUUAGUGGACCAAUCCCAUCAGAGCUGGGCAAACUUCCUAAGCUUCAAACCCUUGAUCUCUCAAACAACUUCUUCAGAGGGGAGAUUCCUCACUCUCUGGGACACCUGAGAAGCCUCCAAUACCUGAGGCUCAAUAAUAACAGUCUUGUUGGUGAAUGCCCAGAGUCUCUGGCCAACAUGACCCAGCUUAAUUUUCUCGAUUUGUCAUACAACAAUCUUAGUGGCCCGGUGCCCAGAAUUUUGGCCAAAUCAUUCAGCAUUGUUGGAAACCCCCUUGUUUGUGCCACAGGAAAAGAGCCAAACUGCCAUGGGAUGACAUUGAUGCCUAUGUCCAUGAACUUAAACAAUACCGAACAUGCUUUACAAUCAGGCAGACCAAAAACUCAUAAAAUGGCAAUUGCCUUUGGCUUGAGUUUGGGAUGUCUCUGCCUCAUUGUUAUUGGUUUUGGAGGUGUUAUUUGGUGGAGGCACAAACGCAAUCAACAAGCAUUCUUUGAUGUUAAAGACCGGCAUCAUGAAGAAGUCUACCUUGGAAACUUGAAGAGGUUCCAAUUCAGAGAACUUCAGAUUGCGACUAACAACUUCAGCAGCAAAAACAUACUAGGAAAGGGUGGUUUUGGAAAUGUCUACAAAGGAGUUCUCCCUGAUGGUACUCUUGUAGCUGUCAAGAGGCUUAAAGAUGGCAAUGCCAUUGGAGGAGAGAUUCAAUUUCAGACCGAAGUUGAAAUGAUCAGCCUGGCAGUGCACCGAAACCUCCUCAGACUCUAUGGAUUUUGCAUGACAUCAACAGAAAGGCUUCUGGUUUAUCCAUACAUGUCCAAUGGCAGUGUUGCUUCCCGUCUCAAGGGUAAACCAGUGCUGGACUGGGGCACUAGAAAGCACAUUGCUUUGGGAGCAGCAAGAGGACUACUGUACCUUCAUGAGCAAUGUGAUCCAAAGAUAAUCCAUAGGGAUGUGAAAGCUGCCAACAUAUUGCUUGAUGACUACUGUGAAGCUAUAGUUGGAGAUUUUGGGUUGGCAAAGCUUUUGGAUCACCAAGACUCACAUGUGACAACUGCAGUGAGGGGCACUGUAGGGCAUAUUGCCCCAGAGUACCUAUCCACAGGACAAUCCUCUGAGAAGACUGAUGUCUUUGGAUUUGGCAUUCUCCUCCUUGAAUUGAUCACAGGCCAGAGGGCUCUAGAGUUUGGAAAAUCAGCCAACAACAAAGGAGCCAUGCUUGAUUGGGUAAAGAAAAUUCAUCAGGAGAAAAAGCUUGAAAUGCUAGUAGACAAGGAUCUCAAGAGCAACUAUGACAGAAUUGAGCUUGAGGAAAUGGUUCAAGUGGCCCUCCUGUGUACUCAGUAUCUUCCAGGGCAUAGGCCUAAAAUGUCUGAAGUAGUACGCAUGCUUGAAGGUGAUGGACUAGCAGAAAGAUGGGAAGCUUCACUAAGAGUUGACACAACAAAGUGCAAACCCCAAGAGUCCUCUUCAUCAGAUAGGUAUUCUGAUCUCACUGAUGACUCUUUGUUGUUAGUCCAAGCCAUGGAACUCUCAGGACCCAGAUGA